AUGGACAAGCGUGAGCAGAACAUUCCAAUCACCCCGCAGGAGGGCCACACGCUGUUCUACAACGCGGCAGACGACCCCGACGACGAUGGCCUGGCCAACCUGCGCAGAAUGGCCUACCUGAACCAGAACGAUAUCGUCACGUGCAACCAGAAUGCCGACCCCAACGAGGAUCAGAGCGAGACCGACUGCCAGCAGCUCAACGGCGCCUCGGCAUACUUUGACGGGGGUGUGAUUGAGAUGAAGCAGAUUGGAGAGCACAAGGUUAUGAGCACGAGGAAUAAUGACUUCUCCAACCGGUCUCAGAAGGCCACCAUCCGCGUCGUGCCGAAGAGCUGGAAGUGGUGGCAGAUCCUGCUCGUGGCCGCUGGCUCGGUCCUCGGGGCGGCCGUGGCGGCCUAUUUGGGCGCCGCCCUCUACGCGUACAAGAAUCCGCGGUCUUGGCUGUUUUCCCCGAAGUACAGGCCGCGGGUGCUGAGGUGGGUCGUCAAGCCGCAGACGCUGGAGCGGCUCGAGAGCGUGCGCAAGGCGACGCCGCCAGAGGCGCUGGUGGCCUCGGGCCAGGUGAGCGUCUCGGCGGUGGCGGCGUCGUCUGCUGCGCCCGCGUCGCCUGCGGCUGGAAGGAAUCGAAUAGGCGUCCCAGAACACCCCGACGGAGUCGGGCGGCCUCACCAAGGCCUGGGGCCAGAGCUGGGCAGACUCCGCCCUCGUCUGUGUCGGCUGCGCUGA
Messenger RNA from Prorocentrum cordatum, 726 nucleotides. Lineage: Eukaryota; Dinophyceae; Prorocentrales; Prorocentraceae. The record is from the annotation of a GenBank genome assembly.